Messenger RNA from Paramacrobiotus metropolitanus, 1667 nucleotides. RefSeq names its product P2X purinoceptor 4-like. Lineage: Eukaryota; Metazoa; Tardigrada; Eutardigrada; Parachela; Macrobiotidae. Gene Ontology annotation, biological process: response to ATP; monoatomic cation transmembrane transport. Gene Ontology annotation, cellular component: nuclear inner membrane; plasma membrane. Gene Ontology annotation, molecular function: purinergic nucleotide receptor activity; extracellularly ATP-gated monoatomic cation channel activity. The transcript is spliced from 10 exons. The coding region runs from base 307 to 1503 and encodes 398 amino acids. The record is from RefSeq and is a predicted model, not a curated record.
GUCUUAUGCUGUCGCAUCCAUUUAGAAUACGAGUGCAUCGCCGUUGUGUAAGCGUCAGCAGUUAUCUAUCCGUCCGCAGUGUAUACGUAGCCCAUUUUCCUGAUCAUUACGGUAGUACUAUAGAGUAGUUUUGGAGAAUCUUCGGCCUACACAUCACAUCACUCAAUGGUAGUUUUGCACAACAUUUGAAGACGGUUAAAAUUUACAGCGAUCGUACAUGGCAGAGGCGAAUAUUAUUUAUUCAAUGUCAGUGAUCUGGCUGUCAGUUGUGAUAUCCCGCAAUCAUAUGUAAUUCUCUAAAAUGUCAUGGCACAUCAGGAGAAGUGUACGAGCGUCCUAUUGCGCAGUAUUCAGGAUACAUUUACUAAGUACGAAACAGCGCGAAGUGUGCGCUUUCACUCACCGGUAGUCGCACUUUGCAACCGUUUGAUCCAGGGGACCGUUAUUGCGUAUAUCAUUAUAGUGGUAUUCCUGUUUGAUAAAGGAUAUCAACUGCAAGAGCAAGGCGAAAGCAGUGUUGUGGCCAAGGUGGUUGGACUGCAGCGUAACCUGAAAAAAGACUUCCAUGACAAUACGUCAACGUUCGAAGCGCUGGCAUUAACAUGGGAUUCCAGUGACACUGUUGUUCCGCCACUGGAAAACGACGCCGUGUUUAUAACCACGAAGCUGACGGCCACGCCCAAGCAAGUACAGACCGUGUGUCCAGAGGAUAAGGACGUGGGCGCAAACUGCCAGACGAAUGCCGAUUGCCGGAUUGGACGUUCCAUUCAUCUGGGUCACGGCCAUUUAGCCGGUACAUGCAAUGGAUCUACCGGCACCUGCGAUGUCCAUGCAUGGUGCCCUUUAGAAAAUGAAAAUCGACGAUCAGUUGAAUUAACCGGAGGAAGGGAUUUGGUAGUUCUGGUGAAGAAUUACAUCUUAUUCCCUAAAUACCGAAUACGAAGGAGAAACAUUGGGGAAUUAGACGAUGACUACGUAAAGAGCUGUGCAUUCAACGUCAAAACUGAUCCAUAUUGUCCUGCAUUCAAUCUCGGAUAUAUAAUAGAACAGGCGGGGGAGGAUUAUAAUGAAAUGGCAGAUAUUGGUGCCGUACUGAGCUUUGCCAUACGAUGGGAUUGCAAUUUGGACUAUCAUAUCCGCCACUGCGUGCCAAAGUACUCCUUUCGUCGACUGGAUGAAAAGAAAGGCGGCAGUUUUCCUGGUUGGAACUACCGACGGACGGGAUAUUGGGAGGAAAACGGCAGACAAAUUCGUUAUCUCCUGAAACAUACCGGCAUCCGCAUAGUCUUCAAUGUUUACGCCGUGGCCGGCAAAUUUAGUUUUGUUCGUUUUACUAUGAAUCUGGGCUCCGGACUCGGUUUACUGGGAACGGCAACAAUACUUUGUGAUUUUUUAAUUUAUCAAUGCGCCAGGAGAAAUACAAAGGAUUUUCGCACGCAAGCAGCAACACUGAUCGCGGAGAACGAAUUGCGCGAUGCCAAAUUGAACGGAGAAGUUUACUAAUAAUUGGAAUUUUGUGAUAUAGUAUAAACUGGCUUUGUUUAUUAGCUUUAUUGUAAUUUAAUAUCCGAUUUUCAUCUAUUUUAAAAGGGUCGAUUUUAAAUCAAACCAAAAUGGAUCAGAAAAUGCGCGGCAAGCUAAAAAGAGCAGUAAAUAACCUGCGAUAG